GCUGGUUGGAGGGACGAGGGGGGUGCGGAGCCAGCCAGGCCGCCCUCCGGUUCCCACAGCAGCCGAGCAGAGCGGGCUGCCAUGGCGCUGGCCAGGCCUGGGACCCAGGACCCCCAGCCCCUGGCCUAUGUCCUGCUGCUGCUGCUGCUGCUCUGGGCCCCUGCCCUUUCCCUCCUGGCUGGGACGGUGCCUUCAGAGCCCCCCAGUGCCUGUGCCUCAGACCCAUGUGCUCCAGGGACCGAGUGCCAGGCUACCAAGAGUGGUGGCUAUACCUGCGGGCCCACAGAGCCCCGGGGCUGUGCCACCCAGCCAUGCCACCACGGCGCUCUGUGUGUGCCCCAGGGUCUGGAUCCCGACGGCUUCCGCUGCUACUGCGUGCCGGGUUUCCAGGGCCCACGCUGCGAGCUGGACAUCGAUGAGUGUGCAUCCCGGCCGUGCCACCAUGGGGCCACCUGCCGCAACCUGGCCGAUCGCUACGAGUGCCAUUGCCCCCUUGGCUAUGCAGGCGUGACCUGCGAGACGGAGGUAGACGAGUGCGCCUCGGCGCCCUGUGUGCACGGGGGCUCGUGCCUGGACGGCGUGGGCUCCUUCCGCUGUGUGUGCGCGCCGGGCUACGGGGGCACCCGUUGCCAGCUGGACCUUGACGAGUGCCAGAGCCAGCCAUGUGCGCAUGGGGGCACGUGCCACGACCUGGUCAAUGGGUUCCGGUGCGACUGCGCGGGCACCGGCUACGAGGGCACGCGCUGCGAGCAGGAGGUGCUGGAGUGCGCAUCGGCGCCCUGUGCGCACAACGCGUCCUGUCUCGAGGGUCUCGGGAGCUUCCGCUGCCUCUGUUGGCCAGGCUACAGCGGCGAGCUGUGUGAGGUGGACGAGGACGAGUGUGCAUCGAGCCCCUGCCAGCACGGGGGCCGAUGCCUGCAGCGCUCUGACCCGGCCCUCUACGGGGGCGUCCAGGCCACCUUACCUGGUACCUUCAGCUUCCGCCACGCUGCGGGCUUCGUGUGCCACUGCCCUCCUGGCUUUGAGGGAGCCGACUGCGGUGUGGAGGUGGACGAGUGUGCCUCACGGCCAUGCCUCAACGGAGGCCGCUGCCAGGACCUGCCCAAUGGCUUCCAGUGUCACUGCCCAGAUGGCUACGCAGGGCCGACAUGUGAGGAAGAUGUGGAUGAAUGCCUGUCAGAUCCCUGCCUGCAUGGCGGAACCUGCAGUGACACUGUGGCAGGCUAUAUCUGCAGGUGCCCAGAGACGUGGGGCGGGCGCGACUGUUCUGUGCAGCUCACUGGCUGCCAGGGCCACACCUGCCCACUGGCUGCCACCUGCAUCCCUAUCUUCGAGUCUGGGGUCCACAGUUAUGUCUGCCACUGCCCACCUGGUACCCAUGGACCUUUCUGUGGCCAGAAUACCACCUUCUCUGUGAUGGCUGGGAGCCCCAUUCAGGCAUCAGUGCCAGCUGGUGGCCCCCUGGGUCUGGCACUGAGGUUUCGCACUACGCUGCCUGCUGGGACCUUGGCCACUCGCAAUGACACCAGGGAAAGCUUGGAGCUGGCAUUGGUGGCAGCCACACUUCAGGCCACACUCUGGAGCCACGGCACCACUGUGCUUAUCCUGAGACUGCCAGACCUGGGCCUAAACGAUGGCCAUUGGCACCAGGUGGAGGUGGUGCUCCACCUAGCGACCCUGGAGCUACGGCUCUGGCAUGAGGGCUGCCCUGCCCGGCUCUGUGUGGCCUCUGGUCCUGUGGCCCUGGCUCCCACGGCUUCAGCAACUCCACUGCCUGCUGGGAUCUCCUCCGCCCAGCUGGGGGACGCGACCUUUGCAGGCUGUCUCCAGGACGUGCGUGUGGAUGGGCACCUCCUGCUGCCUGAGGAUCUCGGCGACAACGUCCUCCUGGGCUGCGAGCGCCGAGAGCAGUGCCAGCCUCUGCCUUGUGUCCAUGGAGGGUCCUGUGUGGAUCUGUGGACUCAUUUCCGUUGCAACUGUCCUCGACCCCACAGGGGUCCCACGUGUGCUGAUGAGAUUCCUGCCGCCACCUUUGGCUUGGGAGGCGCCCCAAGUUCUGCCUCCUUUCUGCUUCAAGAGCUGCCAGGCCCCAACCUCACACUGUCUUUCCUUCUCCGUACUCGGGAGCCCGCUGGCCUGUUGCUCCAGUUUGCCAAUGACUCCGCAGCUGGUCUGACAGUAUUCCUGAGCGAGGGUCGGAUCCGGGCUGAGGCGCCGGGCGGUCCUGCUGUAGUGCUCCCUGGGCGCUGGGAUGAUGGGCUGCGUCACCUGGUGACGCUCAGCUUCGGGCCUGAGCAGCUGCAGGACCUGGGGCAGCACAUGCACGUGGGUGGGAGGCUCCUUGCUGCUGACAGCCAGCCCUGGGGUGGGCCCUUCCGAGGCUGCCUCCAGGACCUGCGACUCGAUGGCCGCCACCUCCCCUUCUUUCCUCUGCCACUGGAUAACUCAAGCCAGCCGAGCGAGCUUGGCGGCAGGCAGUCCUGGAACCUCACCGCAGGCUGUGUCUCCGAAGACAUGUGCAGUCCUGACCCCUGUUUCAAUGGUGGGACUUGCCUCGUCACCUGGAAUGACUUCCACUGUACCUGCCCUGCCAAUUUCACAGGGCCUACGUGUGCCCAGCAGCUGUGGUGUCCCGGCCAGCCCUGUCUCCCACCUGCCACGUGUGAGGAGGUCCCUGAUGGCUUUGUGUGUGAGUGUGCGUCCUGCGCAGCUCCCGUGCUGGGUGCUGGACACCCAAGCUGCCUCUGCUCUCUCCCCAGGUUGCCUGUCCCAUCCAAGGAGUGCAUCCUGAAUGUCACCUGCCUCGAUGGCAGCCCGUGUGAGGGUGGCUCUCCCGCUGCCAACUGCAGCUGCCUGGAGGGUCUUGCUGGCCAGAGGUGUCAGGUCCCCGCCCUUCCCUGUGAAACCAACCCCUGCUUGAAUGGGGGCACCUGCCGGGCAGCUGGAGGGGUAUCUGAAUGUAUCUGCAAUGCCAGAUUCUCCGGCCAGUUCUGUGAAGUGGUGAAGGGCGUGCCCCUGCCGCUGCCAUUCCCGCUGCUGGAGGUGGCCGUGCCUGCAGCCUGUGCCUGCCUCCUCCUCCUCCUCCUGGGCCUCCUUUCAGGGAUCCUGGCAGCCCGAAAGCGCCGCCAGUCCGAGGGCACCUACAGCCCAAGCCAGCAGGAGGUGGCUGGGGCCCGGCUGGAGAUGGACAGUGUCCUCAAGGUGCCACCGGAGGAGAGACUCAUCUAGGCCAGCCUGGCUGCCGGCACCAGCACCUGGAGGUCCUGAAUGGUUUCCACCUGGAGACCCAAGGAAGCUGCUGCCACGGCUCGGGACAUUGCUAUGGAAGUGUCCCCUUGGCUGGCAGCCUCUGCCUCUGCCCCAUCGUGGAUGGAGGAUGAGGGGAGCAACUCAGGGAAACAGAGACCUAGAGAGGCUGUGGACUUCAUCCCACCCUCGGGGUUGUGCCUCGGCAGCUGUAC
Mandrillus leucophaeus (drill) is the source of this 3461-nucleotide messenger RNA. RefSeq names its product crumbs family member 2 (gene CRB2). Gene Ontology annotation, molecular function: calcium ion binding. Bases 82 to 3228 code for a protein of 1048 amino acids. The transcript has 12 exons. Gene Ontology annotation, cellular component: plasma membrane; protein-containing complex. Gene Ontology annotation, biological process: heterophilic cell-cell adhesion; establishment or maintenance of epithelial cell apical/basal polarity. The record is from RefSeq and is a predicted model, not a curated record. NCBI's taxonomy places the organism in Eukaryota, Metazoa, Chordata, Mammalia, Primates, Cercopithecidae.